Messenger RNA from Vanrija pseudolonga, 1757 nucleotides. RefSeq names its product F-box only protein 9 (gene fbxo9). The transcript is spliced from 3 exons. Lineage: Eukaryota; Fungi; Basidiomycota; Tremellomycetes; Trichosporonales; Trichosporonaceae. The record is from RefSeq and is a predicted model, not a curated record. Gene Ontology annotation, molecular function: protein binding. Gene Ontology annotation, biological process: SCF-dependent proteasomal ubiquitin-dependent protein catabolic process. Gene Ontology annotation, cellular component: SCF ubiquitin ligase complex; cytoplasm. Bases 1 to 1665 code for a protein of 554 amino acids.
AUGACCUCGACGACAACGACGCUCUCGCCGACCAAGGCGCUUGCCGCUCUCUCCCUCGACGACGGCGCGCGCCCGCCAGAAACGACAGCCAACGACGACGAGCUCGAGCGCUUCCGCCGCGAAUGGCGACAGGAAGUGCAGGGGCGCAAGGCCGGCACGGCCAAACCUACAGACGACGCCGUCGCCGUCUCCACCCCCGCGCCCGCCGCCGCCGCCGCCGCCGUGCCGGCUGACAAACCAUCUCGCGCCAGCCUCGACCGCGUGCGAUCGCGCGACAGCGCCGGCUCGCACAAGUCACCGACGCAGGCGCCCGCCCUCGGCUCGUCCCCGACCAAGCUCACGCUGCCUGCGCCCCGCUCGCCCACGAAGGCGGGGUACGCCGGCAUCGGGCUGUACGCGCACCACACCGUCCCCGCCGGCCCCUCGCGGCAGGUGCACACGCUCGGCGGGACGACCGCGGCCGCCAAGAUCCCGUUCCGCGCGCCGCAGGUCACAAAGGACAAGGACGCCGCGGUCGAGGUGUAUGCGCGCGCCGUGGAGCGCGAGCAGAGCGGCCAGCUGAACGAGGCGCUCAAGCUGUACCGGCACGCGUUCAAGCUCGACGACAACGUCGACAGGCUGUACGCGCGCGUCGCGGCGCGCCAGGCCGCCGAGGUGCAGGAGGCGGCAGCUGCCGAGGUCGAGGAGCAGCUGACGUCCGCCGACGUCGUUGACCCCUCCGCGCCCGAGGAGGAGCCGUACGACUUUACGCGGCAUAUCCAGACUGCGCCAGACUAUGAGCGGGCGGCAAAGGCGCGGCUGGCGGGCGCGUCGCGCCUCUCGGCGCUCUUCAGCGCGCUCGACGAGGCGCACGACGCCUUCCUGCCAGAGGAUGAGGAGCUGCCCAUUCCGAUCGCCAAGCUGCCCGCCGAGCUGCUCGAGCCCAUCUUUGCGCACCUCGACGUGGCGACGAUCGAGCGCUUCGCACUCACCUGCUGGCGUGCACGCGCGCUCACCGCCGCCGCGGGCAAGUGGAAGCGCCUCGCAGAGGGCAUCUACCGCUCGCCGUCGAUGGUUCCGCACGGCCUCGCCGCGCGCGAGCUCGCGCGCCGCCACCGCGGCGAGUGGCGCACCGCGCUCGUCGAGGAGGAGCGUAUCAGGAUGGACGGGUGCUACAUCUCCGUGUGCCACUACAUCCGUCCUGGUGCAGGCGAGCAGUGGGUCGCGAUCACGCAUAUGAUCACGUACCACCGCUUCCUGCGCUUCUACCCCGACGGCCAGGUCAUCUCGUUCCUCACCACCGACCACCCGUCCGACGUCGUGCCCACCCUGCGGCCCAACCUCCGCGGCAAGGGGCUGCACUUUGGCCGGUGGCGACUGGUGCGCUCCGACGACCCGAGCAACGACGAUGAAGGGCAGGCGCAAGGACACGCCGCGACGGGCAACAAGCGCAAGCGCGCGCGCAUCGUCAUCUCCGAGCUGCUGGAACCCGGCGUCGACAACCCCAAGUACGAGUUUGAGAUGGACCUUGCGCUGCGCGAGACGGGCCGAGGGCGUUGGAACAAGCUCGACUUGAGUACCUACUCGAGCAUCAACCUCGCCACUGGGGAGACGCUGGGCUUGAGCCUUCGUCACCAGAAGCCAUUCUACUUCUCCAAGGUCAAGUCGUACAGCCCCCAGUUCUAGCGUGGCGCUACCUCUCCAGACAUUUUCGUUCUCCUUGACUAUCAUCUCAUAUCAUUGGUCUGCAUCAUCAUCACACAUGCUACAGCAUAAAA